CAAAACUGGCGUACAGGCGGUUUGCUUCAAAACAUUAUGGCGUCAAGAAGAGCAACAGUUGCUCCAAGUAGUUUUAAAAAUGCCUCCGCCGAGGCAAAAAGCUCGAAAAGUGGGAACAAUCCUAAUAAAGCCAACAACAGUGGAACUGGGAAGAAAGGUGUUAAAUCAAGUGGAACUAUAGUCAAGUCUCGAUACAUGCAGUCUGCUGAGAAAACAUCGCUUUCAAAGAGUAACUCACUGAACAAUGAGUCUACUGCUGCGCCACCAAAACCCUCCUCACCUAAACCCACUGGUGUCAGACCAAAGGUGGGCACUCCACCAAGACGCUCAAUGGCCCCACAGGCUCUUGCAACAUCAAUGUCACGUGACACCGAACCAUCACUGCUCGGGAAAAGUAUGCUGCAGUCUACUUUCUCAGAUGGACACUGCUUUCGGCCAGAUUUUGAUAUUUCUGUCAUCAAAGACAAAACAGUGAUAGAAAAUGCAGCAGAACCCGAGAGAAGCCCAGAGAAUGAGAAGAGGGACGUUGAAAUGCAAACAUUCCUACUGGCGUACCUCACAGCUAAGAUGGAGAGCAAUACUGCAAAACUUAAGGCUGAGGCAGAGGCAAGGAUCCUGCAGAUGAUGGAGGAAGAAAAGGCACUGCAUAAUGAGGUCCAGAGGAAGAAGCGCCAAUACCUGCUCGCAGAAAAGAAGAGGCUUGAGAAUGAGCUGUUGGAUUUGCAGAUUGCUGCAUUGACUCCUGUGGCAGAAGCUGCCAAGCAGUUCACAGAGGACUACAUGUGUUUUGCAACAGCUGUUGACACCACCCGACAUGAGCUGCCUGUCAAGAAUUUCUUCAUUGAUGGGGACAGAAGGGAAUUUCUAGAUAAAGCUGAGGCUUGCCUGAAGGAGAGCGAGAAGUUGCUGGUGGAGUGCACUGAGGGAAAUCAUAAGGACAACAGCACAUCUCUCGAGUGCCUUAGAGAUAUAAAAAUGACAUCAAAGGACAUCAGUCAGCAGCUGUCAGGUGCAUUUUCAGAGCUGCUGGAGCUGUCAUCACUGGUCUGCCGCCAUACAGUCCAUGUCCAGCAGGCCAUGGAAGAAGAGCAGCUUGGUACAGCAAGAACCCAUGAGCUCUACUGCCCCAAACAGUGAAGGAUACCACACAGCAUGGGGAUACACAGUACAUGCACUUUUCCACCCCCGUCCAUCCACUUUCCCUGGUUUGAAUAUGUUUGUGCCAUUUGUGUCUUUUUAUGUGUGCUGUUUGAUUUCUUUGCAGCUGUAUUAUGAGAAAUUGUAAAUGUUUAAUAAUGACUGAUAGUGUUUUAUAGAUGGAAAAUUGUUCAUAAAUAGAAAACAACAAUAAAAAUAUAAAUUGAACAGAACCAACAGUAUUCGAGAUGCGGAUAUUUCACUUUUAUGUUUUGUUAAAUACAGCUGCAAAAAAUCUUAAUGGAUUGUCAAUGCUGGGAAUACAAAUAUGUGAGCCGAGUUGUAAGAGUCAGAAUUCAGAAAAGUUUAAAUGCACAUGUUUGUUAUUGUACAGUACAGAUACAGGUCAGGAGCAUCAGAUGAUGAUAAUUUCAAACAUCAGAAUGGUGGGGUGACUUUGACUGUGGCAUGAUUGUUGAUGCCAGAUGGGCUGGUUUGAGUAUUUCUGAAACUGCUUACCUCCUGACAUUUUCAUGCCCUGGGAAUGUCAUAUCCUACCUGAGUGUUUGCUGACCCGUGCAUCCCUUUAAGGCCACAAUUUGCACAUAUUAUAAUGGAUACUUCCAUGUCGCAAAACAAAACUUAUAUGUAAUGGCCUUCAUGAGCAUAAUAAUGAGUUUAGUGUACUUCAGUGGCCUCCCCAGUCACCACAUCUGAAUCUAUCUGAGACUGUUUUUAGAGCAUAGUGAGGCUAUCUACCCUGUAUUUAGUAUGGUGUUCCUAAUAAAAUGCUUGGUGAGUGUAUUCGCUGAUCGCACAAGGGAGGCAUAAACAUAGUUUGAAGGAUUAAACCACAUCAUGAAUAA
This is a messenger RNA of Lates calcarifer (barramundi perch), 2003 nucleotides long. RefSeq names its product HAUS augmin-like complex subunit 8. The record is from RefSeq and is a predicted model, not a curated record. The coding region runs from base 37 to 1137 and encodes 366 amino acids. Lineage: Eukaryota; Metazoa; Chordata; Actinopteri; Centropomidae. The transcript is spliced from 10 exons.